Molecule: messenger RNA, 2927 nt
Organism: Globicephala melas (long-finned pilot whale)
Lineage: Eukaryota; Metazoa; Chordata; Mammalia; Artiodactyla; Delphinidae
Gene: P3H3
Product: prolyl 3-hydroxylase 3
Biological process (GO): collagen metabolic process
Cellular component (GO): endoplasmic reticulum
Molecular function (GO): L-ascorbic acid binding; procollagen-proline 3-dioxygenase activity; iron ion binding
Source: RefSeq, a predicted model, not a curated record
GCCAGGCGUCCUCUGACUCCCGGCUGGCUCUCACCCCGGCCUCUCCCAGGGCUGGGGCUCGGCCCCAUCAGCUCCCGUCGGCACCGCUCAUUCCUCCUCUCUUCCUCUCCUCCCUCCUCUCUAUCUCGCCUUCCUUUCCCCUCCCUCUUCCUUCCCCGUUUCCUCCCUCUUCCUCGCGGCUCCCGCAGUUCCCUCCUGCAGCCGGCCGGCGGCUCUCGCACGAUGUUCCGGCUCCUCCAGUGGCUGCCGCUCUUGCUGCUGCUGCCUCCCCCGGGGUCCCCCGAGCCCCCCGGCCUGGCCCCGCUGUCCGCGGGGGCGCCCCCCCAGGCCCCCGACUUGCUCUACGCCGACGGGCUACGCGCCUACGCGGCGGGGGCCUGGGCGCCGGCGGUGGCUCUGCUGCGGGAGGCGCUGCGGAGCCGGGCGGCGCUGGGCCGCGCGCGGCUGGACUGCGGGGCGCGCUGCGCGGCCGAGCCAGGGGCCGCGCUCCCCGCCUCCCCGGGGCCCGACUCCGGGCCGGGAGCGGCGCGGGGUGCCUGGGAGCCGCUGCUCCUCCGUGCCGCGCUCCGGCGCGCCGAGUGCCUGACCCAGUGCGGGGCGCGGAGGCUGGGUCCGGGGGGCGCGGCGCGGCUCCGAGUGGGGAGCGCGCUGCAGGACGCCUUCCGCCGCCGGGAGCCCUACAACUACCUGCAGAGGGCCUACUACCAGCUGAAGAAGUUGGACCUGGCAGCAGCCGCAGCGCACACCUUCUUUGUGGCCAACCCGACGCACCUUCAGAUGCGAGAGGACAUGGCUAAGUACAGACGGAUGUCCGGGGUUCGGCCCCAGAGCUUCCGGGACCUGGAGACGCCCCCAUACUGGGCAGCCUAUGACACCGGCCUGGAGCUGCUGGGGCACCAGGAAGCAGCAUUGGCACUGCCCUGGCUGGAGGAGGCCCUGCAGGAGAGCCUGGCCCAGGUGGAGAGCUGCCGGGCCGGCUGCGAGGGGCCUGAGGAGCAGCAGAAGGCGGAAGAGGAGGCGGAGGGGACCGGGAGCUCAGGAGGCCUGUACGAGGCCAUCGCAGGGCACUGGAUAGGGGUCCUGCGGUGCCGGCAGCGCUGUGUGGGGGACACGGCCACACGUCCUGGUCGCAGCUUCCCUGUCCCAGACUUCCUUCCCAGCCAGCUGAGGCGGCUGCACGAGGCCCAUGCUCAGGUAGGGAAUCUGUCCCAGGCUGUGGAAAAUGUGCUGAGCGUUCUCCUCUUCUACCCGGAGGAUGAGGCUGCCAGGAAGGCUCUGGACCAGUACCAGGCCCAGCUAGGAGAGCCGAGACCUGGCCUCGGGCCAAGAGAGGACAUCCAGCGCUUCGUCCUUCGAUCCCUGGGGGAGAAGAGACAGCUCUACUAUGCCAUGGAGCACCUGGGGGCCAGCUUCAAGGAUCCCGAUCCCUGGACCCCAGCAGCUUUCAUCCCUGAGGGCCUUAGAGAAAAACUCAGAGAGGAUCGGGAGAAGACGCCGUGGGACCGUGAGCCUCCACAGCCGAAGCCCUUGACUCACUGGAAGGAUGUCCUCCUCCUGGAGGGGGUAACCCUGACCCAGGACGCAAGGCAGCUGAAUGGGUCGGAGCGAGCGGUGCUAGACGGGCUGCUCACCCCAGCCGAGUGCGGGGUGCUCCUGCAGCUGGCCAAGGACGCGGCUGAGUCUGGAGCCAGGUCUGGCUAUCAGGGCCGCCGCUCCCCACACACUCCCCACGAACGCUUCGAGGGGCUCACGGUGCUCAAGGCCGCCCAGCUGGCCCGGGCUGGGGUUGUGGGCAGUCAGGGCGCCCAGCUGCUUCUGGAGGUGAGCGAGCGCGUGCGGAGCCUGACACAGGCCUACUUCUCCCCGGACCGGCCCCUGCACCUCUCCUUCACCCACCUGGUGUGCCGUAGUGCCAUAGAAGGAGAGCAGGCACAGCGCAUGGACCUGAGCCACCCGGUGCAUGCAGACAACUGCGUCCUGGACCCUGACACCGGGGAGUGCUGGCGGGAGCCCCCAGCCUACACCUACCGAGACUACAGCGGACUCCUCUACCUCAAUGAUGACUUCCAGGGUGGGCACCUGUUCUUCACAGAGCCCAACGCCCUCACCGUCACGGUAAAUGGGGGCUGGGGCGGGGGACAGGGAGCCCAGCUGUGGGCUCAGGACUCAAAACAGAAGGUUCCCAGAGGCAAAUGCAGGGAAGUGGCUGGGGCCGCCUUAGCCCUCUCCUUCCCUGGCCUCCCCAGCGCCUCCCACCACUUGUGUGUUCAGGGGCUCUCCGAGCCCCUCCCAGGAGACCUCCAAGGGGCCCCUCCAGGCCCUCCUAAAGGAGGGCGGGUGAAGCACAGGACCCCAAGCCCCUAUUCCAGGUACAAGUUGGGGGCUAGGAUCGGUGGAAGGGCGGAGCAGUGCUUCUUCAUUGUGUAUUGCUCUGCCUUGUCCAAUUACUUCCUUCUCUGCUCACCACCGGUAACCCAAGCUCUCUUUGGGGUGGAAAAGUGUCCUCAAGAUCCUUAUGCCCAGAACCCGGAGUCUGGUGCUGCGCUCGUGCCUUCAGGUGGCUUCGCACCUGGUACAAAGAGUUGGCCAGGAAAAGUGAGGGCACUGGGGCGGAUGGAGGUCCCUUCUCCCUUUGGCUCCAACUCCUCUAGCCUCAAUCUGGCACUUGGGCUCCCCAAGUGGAGGCUCCUUUCCCACUUGCCCCCAGACAGCCCCUGAAUUAUGGAGGGGAAGUGGUGGGCAAGAGAGCUGCCUUCUCUGGGCCCCCUACCCCCGUCCUACUCCAGGGACUCAGGGCCAGGUUUUCCGAGGGCCCCUCCCUGGAGCUGCAUCCGCCAUGGCCCGCCAGGCGCAGGUCCGUCCUCGCUGCGGACGCCUCGUGGCCUUCAGCUCCGGCGUGGAGAAUCCCCACGGCGUGUGGGCCGUGA